UGUCGCUCUGCGGACACAUCGCCAUUCAAAUCAUAAGUUCAGGCCGGGGCGCGCGCUCUCAACCGGCUCUGACUGAUUUGAUCUCAGCAAAAGCGCGCCAACCUCUUCGGUUUCAAACUUUUUUAAUAACUUUUUUAUUUUUUAUUAACGGUGUUUGUGUCGCUCGAAAUUUAAAUCUGUGAAAAUGUUGAAAUAUACGGUGAAGAAAUACUGUUCGGAGGGGAGCAAGAUGAACCAGAUUGUGAUGGCCAUACUCAUGGUCCUACCAGUCUUCUCCUACGGCACGGCGGUGGGCUGGCUGUCCCCUAUGGGCCCGCGGCUCAUGAGCGAAGACACCCCCUCGUCAGCCCCCAUCCACCCGGACACCAUAUCCUGGAUGGCGUCAGUGGCGUACCUUGUGGGGACCCCGGCGGUGUUCCUCUACGGAUACAUUGUGGACAACUUCGGGAGGAAGAAAGCUUUGCUGAUGACUUCUUUUUGUUUGGCUGUCUGCUGGAGCAUAAAGCUGUACUCCAGCGAGCCGUGGGCGCUGAUAACCGCGCGAGCCAUCGUGGGCUUCGGCGUCAGCGGCUCCUAUGUCGUCACCCCUCUCUACAUCAAGGAGAUCAGUGAAGACACGAUACGGGGCACCCUGGGCAGCCUCGUGAUCCUGUCGCAGAACUUCGGGAACCUGCUGGUGUACAUCAUGGGGGAGUACCUGAGCUACCACGCGGUGCUGUGGAUCUGCCUUGCCGUGCCGCUCGUGCAUCUGAUGGUGUUUCUGACGAUGCCGGACAGUCCGUCGUAUUUGCUCAAGUGCGGGAAGGUUGAGGAGGCUCGAGAUGCCCUGGCGUGGCUGCGCUGCCGGCAGAGCUCGGACUCCUUGGUGGACGAUGAGCUGCAGGGGCUGCUCGAGGAGAUGGAGAAGGACAAGAGCGGCCGGUUCAGCGACGCCAUCAAGGCUAUUGUAUCAGACAAGCCCACCUUCCGCGCGUUCCGCAUAACCCUCACGAUAACCCUCGCGCGGGAGCUGUGCGGCUGCCUGGCGGUCCUGCACUUCGCUUCCACGAUCUUCGACCAGGCCAGCGGCGGCAGCUUCGUGCUGAGCGCCAACCAGCAGGCGGCCGUGUUGGGCGCCGUGCAGAUGCUGGGGAGCUGUACGGCUAGUAGCCUGGUGGAGCGGACUGGGAGGAAGCCGCUACUAGGCGGGACCUGCCUAGUCUCAGGCCUGGCUAUGGGCGCGCUGGGCGCGUGGUUCUACCUGAACACGGGCGCGGCGGGCGGCGCGGCGGCCUGGCUGCCCGUGGCCUGCCUCUGUCUCUGCAUCUUCUGUGACGCGGGAGGGCUCCAGCCCGUGCCGUUUGUCAUCAUGACUGAGAUCUUUAACUUCCAGCUCCGCGGCACAGUGACCUCCAUCGUGAUCGCGUUCGCCUGCGCGCUCGUGUCCAUCGAGCUCCGCUUCUUCCACCCCAUCGCGGACGCCAUCGGCAUGCACUCCGUGUUCUGGGCCUUCGCCUCGGUCUGUCUGGUCAGCACGGUCUACAUAGCGCUCUAUGUGCCAGAGACCAAGAUGAGGAGCCUCGAGGACAUCUACGACGAGAUCAGCGGGAAGAAGAAGGCGAAGGAUUGCGAGAGUGCUGUGACUAGGUUGUAAGUUUUGAGAUGUAAUAGUUAUCGCGAUUGCACAUACCGAGUAGAGUGGCGUGGCGUAUGCUCGGAUAGAGUAUCCUCGGCCGAUCACUCGGUCAAUUGCGAGCUGUUCAUUGGUCGAGGUUACUGUCUCGCCAUUCUACUCGGUAGGUGUAAUCAGGGUAUAAGGGCAGGUUUUAGGCUUUUACGAAGCCAGCCACCAGCUAUGGUGUUUGGAGUUUGGCCAUAUUUUUUAUAAGGCUCUCUAAAUUAUACUAUGGUAGGUACCUUUAGGAUCUACAAUCUAUAGGUAUUAAAAAAAAAUAAUCAAAUUAAAUAUAAAUUGUAGCUAUAGGUAUUUUUGAUCUGUAUUUCGUAUUUAAGAACUAUGAAUUAAUGAGAAUAACAAUUUAUUUAUUACAUACAGAUGGAAUUUUAUCAGUGAAGAUCUCGUCGGCAGGUCAAUGCACGACAUAGGGAACAACUUUUAUUAUGCGACCAACCCUGUAUACAUAUUUUUGGUAGGUCCAGUUUUGAUUGUGAUGAAUCAAAAAUAAUAAUUAUCCUUAUGAAAAGAAAUAUUGAAGAGAUAUUUUUGGAUGAUAUUGAAUCAAAUUCAAUGUAAAAUAGAUAUAUUUAUGUGUGCAUGUGAUUUAGUGAAUGUUUAAAUUAAAUAUUUAAAAUAAAAUGCUUCAAAAGUUUUUUCGGUAUAUUGAAUGUGUGGGAUAUCUAGUUAUUAAGUACUUUGAUAAGAAUAAUUAUAUUUCAAUAGGUAAGUACAUUAUUAGGUAUCAUAAUUUCAAUACACCUUUGCCUACCACGCAAUUGAGUAUUUAUAAUAGGUUUACAUAUUUAUCAUUUUAAUUCAAUGUUAUCAGAUAACAAAAACCACAUAAGUAGGUUACAAAAUAUGCAUUCAUAAAUGCGGCGUUUAUUCUCAGAAAUCAAAACGCAAUUUUAGCAAGAUUUAUUUAAUAAUAUAUGUUAGUGUUUUAUGAAUAAGAAAUCUCAAAUAUUUUAUUACAAGUACCUAGUAUACUGUCACACACAGUGCCAUAAUUAGGUAUAUACGGUAUUUAUGAAUUUAUAACUGAAGACAUUUAAUAAAUACGUAAUUUUAAGUAUGUACCUAGGUAGGUUCAUUUUGUAAAUAAACAAAUGAUGAAACAAUUAA
This is a messenger RNA of Plutella xylostella (diamondback moth), 2782 nucleotides long. Its product is annotated as facilitated trehalose transporter Tret1. The record is from RefSeq and is a predicted model, not a curated record. Gene Ontology annotation, cellular component: membrane. Gene Ontology annotation, biological process: transmembrane transport. NCBI's taxonomy places the organism in Eukaryota, Metazoa, Arthropoda, Insecta, Lepidoptera, Plutellidae. Gene Ontology annotation, molecular function: transmembrane transporter activity.